UGUUACUUGAAAUUUGUCUAUGGUUGAAAAGUGAAAGAAGCAAAGAAGACCGUGUCAUUGGAGGUCAUGCACUUUAUUUUUGUUCGUACAAAUUUUGAUAGCUUAAUUUUGUUAGAAAUUAAUUAAACACCUAAAGAAAUCUCAUGUUUCACAAAGUCAUGUGUGAAUUGAUUUACUUAACAAAAACAUUAUAAUGGCAGACCAGUUUUGUUUACGUUGGAACAACUUCCAGACGAAUAUAGUGAGUGCCUUGGAUUCGUUAAAGUGUUCAGAAGAUCUGGUCGAUGUAACUCUAACUUGUGAAGGCAGAAACAUCAAGGCUCACAAAGUUAUACUAUCAGCAUGCAGCCCGUACUUUAGGAAUGUGUUCAAGGAAAAUCCAUGCCAACAUCCUGUUAUUAUUUUGAAGGAUGUCUCUGCUGAUGAUAUUCUUAGCCUUUUAUCCUAUAUGUAUCAAGGAGAAGUAUUUAUUGAAGAAAGUAAGCUGUCAUCUUUUUUGCAUACAGCAGCUUUACUUCAAGUUAAAGGUCUGACAGGAGUAACACAGCAGAAUGAAAGCUUUUUGUCUAGUGGUGCCACAAACAAACUUUUCAAUCAACUAACAAUAUCGUCAAAGCCAAAUUUUGCGGUUGCUCAUAAAGAGGCUAAAAUGCCUGCCCUUAAGAAAAGAAGGAGUAGUACUUCUGAUAAGCCUAAUGAUAUACCGGUAAACGAUGGUACUAAGAAGAGUAAAGUAUUAGAAACAAGUGACAUAUAUAAUAGAAAUGGUGCACCAACUGUGAAACUGGAUAAUUUAUUGUUUAUACCAGAGAACCAAGUUGAAAAAAGAAUUGACAAAACCGAACAACCAGUAACAGCUAAUGGAAAGAACCCAGCAGUCCAGGUCAAUACACAAGAUGACAUUCCAGUUACCAUCAAAACAGAAUAUGUUGAAGAGAAUAGUUCACCAGCUCAAAUCCAAUCCAUUAAUAUUGACAAUGACGAUAGUCUUCCAGAUUAUGAGAACAGUAUGCUUGCCAGGUCUCUCAUUUCAGGGAUCAAUCCUUCAAAAAGUGAUGUCUGUGCCAACAAUCCAGUUUUAAAAAAAGUAUCCAACAUGUCAGAUAUGCAUGCUAUAAGCCGUUCAAAAGACUCAAGCAUGGAUUCUAUGAAUUUUCCUAAUCCCACAUCCAAAAGUCCUGUAAGAUCAACAACAAAUGAAGAAUCAUUAGUGAAGGCUGAAAAGGCAUCACCAAAGUCAGAUAUGGAGUAUGAACCAGAAGUGCUUUUAUCAGAACAUCAGGAUGGAACAGACACAGACUCAUAUACUCAAGAACAGUCGCAAGCCUUGUUAUUAUUGGCUGGAAUGUCCAAUGUGCCUGUAAUGUCAAGCGGUGCCUCCACAUCUCAGACUAUGACUUCUCACCAGCAAUCAAACCAUGCUGCAAUAUGUGGUGACUGUCCACACUGCGGGAUGAAGUAUUCCAACCAAUCAGCUCUAAAAUAUCAUGUAAGAUUAAUGCACUCAGAUCUGACUAACCGGUUAUGUUGCUAUCUUUGCCCAAGAUCAUUCACAAUGCGAGAAACCUUCAAAGAACACAUGUGGGCCAGUCACGGCCAGCGAAAUUAAUAUCUCAGUAAACCAUUAUAAUAUUGUGCCUUAGAUUUAUAGAAAAGAAAAAUUUGUGCCUUUAACAAUUUUUUAUACAAUAU
Molecule: messenger RNA, 1692 nt
Organism: Maniola jurtina (meadow brown)
Lineage: Eukaryota; Metazoa; Arthropoda; Insecta; Lepidoptera; Nymphalidae
Product: broad-complex core protein isoforms 1/2/3/4/5-like
Exons: 6
Coding region: 194-1609 (471 amino acids)
Biological process (GO): regulation of transcription by RNA polymerase II
Cellular component (GO): nucleus
Molecular function (GO): protein binding
Source: RefSeq, a predicted model, not a curated record